UCAUUAUGAAGAGAGAUCUGGUUUUUUUGGUGACUCUAAUUAGCCUUGCCUUCCUGACACUGCUAAGGUCUGGAUAUCCUCAACAUAUUGCAGAGGAGUCCUGCUCUGUUCAAAUUCUUGUUCCAGGCCUCAAAGGAGAGGCUGGAGAAAAGGGGGAGAAAGGUGCUCCAGGUCGUCCAGGAAGAGUUGGGCCACCAGGAGAAAAAGGAGAAAUGGGGGACAAAGGACAGAAAGGCAGCAUGGGACGGCAUGGAAAAAUUGGUCCUAUUGGCUCAAAAGGUGAAAAAGGAGAUAAUGGUGACAUAGGACCACCAGGUCCUAAUGGUGACCCAGGCAUCCCCUGUGAAUGCAGCCAGCUAAGGAAGGCUAUUGGUGAAAUGGAUAUCCAAGUGGCCCAGCUGACAACAGAACUAAAAUUCAUAAAAAAUGCUGUUGCUGGUGUGCGUGAGACAGAUAAUAAGAUAUAUCUGCUGGUGAAGGAAGAGAAGAGGUACAAGGAAGCCCAGCUCUACUGCCAUGGAAGAGGAGGGACGCUGAGCAUGCCCAAGGAUGAGACUGCCAACAAUCUGAUCGCCUCGUACAUCAACCAAGCCGGGCUCACCAGAGUUUUCAUUGGGAUUAAUGACCUAGAGAAAGAGGGAAAUUUUGUCUAUUCUGACCGAUCGCCCAUGCAGACCUUCAACAAAUGGCGCAGUGGGGAGCCCAACAAUGCUUAUGACGAGGAGGACUGUGUGGAGAUGGUGGCAUCUGGAGGGUGGAAUGAUGUUGCGUGUCAUAUUACCAUGUAUUUUGUGUGUGAAUUUGACAAGGAAAAUGUCUAAGCUUGUCUGCUCUUUCUUUAUUUCAAGAAAAGAUUUUA
Opisthocomus hoazin is the source of this 859-nucleotide messenger RNA. RefSeq names its product collectin subfamily member 11 (gene COLEC11). NCBI's taxonomy places the organism in Eukaryota, Metazoa, Chordata, Aves, Opisthocomiformes, Opisthocomidae. The record is from RefSeq and is a predicted model, not a curated record.